UAUAAAAGGGAUGUGAUAGACUCUUUCACAGUGGGACUUAUCAGGAAGAGCGCGCGCGCACACUUUCAAAGUCUAGUCAAAGUUAAAAGAGAUCAAUAAAUAACCAAAGCACAGUUAAAAUUCCCAUCAUUUAGUCUCGCCGUGUUCCUCUACUGAUCCUCCAUCCUGCUCACCCGGAGGUCUCACCUGCUGCAGUGACCGGGGGAGAGAGAUGAGGAGUCCGCAGACCAUCCGAGCGGGAUCACCGGUGUCUCUGCUGCUGCUGCUGCUGCUCACAAGGGUUCACGUCGACGGGUACAAGCCUGUCAUCAUCGUGCAUGGGCUAUUUGAUGGACCGGCACAGUUCAAAACAUUGACUGUGUACAUCACAAAGGUGCAUCCCGGCACGGAGGUGAAGGUCAUCAGUUUGUACGACAACCUGGCCAGUCUGAAGCCGCUCUGGAGGCAGGUCAACGCCUUCAGGAAAGCCAUCGAGUCCAUCAUGCAAGAAGCUCCUGAUGGGGUUCAUCUUCUGUGCUACUCACAAGGUGGUCUAAUGUGCCGAGCGCUUCUCUCCACAACUCCAAACCACAACGUGCACACCUUCAUUUCGCUGUCAUCACCACAAGCUGGACAGUACGGAGACACUGAGUACCUGAGAUGGAUAUUCCCAGACUGCAUGAAGAAGUCAGUGUUUCGUAUCUGCUACAACAGAUUUGGACAGAAAGUGUCCAUUUGCGACUACUGGAAUGACCCACAUCACAGAUCUCGCUACCUGCAGUACAACAGCUUUCUGGCCAUGAUUAAUGGCGAAAGGCCAAACAGUGACAUGAAAGCGUGGAGGGAAAACUUCCUGCGCAUCAAGAAGCUUGUUCUGAUUGGAGGACCAGAUGAUGGCGUCAUAACACCAUGGCAGUCAAGCCACUUUGGAUUCUUUGACAGCAAAGAAAACAUCAUUGAAAUGAGGAACCAGGAGUAUUACAAGAACGACACAUUUGGUCUGAAGACGCUGGAUGCUAAUGGAGACGUGUCGGUGUGCAUUCACUCUGGAGUGAAGCACGUUAACUGGCACUCUAACUUCACAGUGUUCAGUGGCUGCAUGGAGAAGUGGCUAACAUGAAAACGACUCAGUGACCGGGUGUAGAACAUGAUAAAGAAAGCGUAAUGCAACUGAAUGAGACUUUGUGAUGAAGAAGUGUAACUUUUAAAGACGCAGGGGCAUUGGUGGUAACUGUAGAAAAGUUAUUGCUUGCACAAGUAUGUACAUAUGAUUGAUAUUUUUGAAAGAGAAGGGAAAGAAGCAACAGUUGUGACGUAUUUUGCAGGAAAAAGUUCAGAUUGUUUCUAUACAUGAUGUUUGCAAAUGAGCAGGCUGCUAGCUGGCCUGCAAGUUUAAACAAUUUUAAAGUGACAGGCAAAUUAUGAUUUUAAUUUAUUUUCAAAAUAACCCAAAAAGAGAGAUAAAAAAAAAAAGGUUAAGAUAUUUUUUUCUAUAAGACCCUCUUCAUUUUUUUACAAUAAGAUGUGACAAAUGAACUAGAGAUAACCGAGAGUAAAUAUCUGAUCGAUGAUCCCUUUUGUGUUUAUGUUAUUCAAAAGAGUAUUAUUUUGUAAAUAUGUUCUUGGCUUUUUUUCUUAAACAGUAUUUUAAAUCUUUUCAUUUUUAUAUUCAGAUGCAUCCUUACAUAGGCCUUAACAUUUCUGAUAUGAAAUUAAUCAGACUUGUCCUUGCAAUACUUGAACAUUUAAAAAUCAUUGCUGCCCUCUAGUGGACAAUUCAGGUAUGUUGCUUUUCUGCAAAAAAAGGAACAUGAUGUAAAGUUCAAACCACCAGAGAGUGGAAUAAGACCUGUUUCUGAUGUGUGAAAUGUUGUUCUUUUAUAUCUGCAUUAAAAGUUUUUGCAGUAACAUUU
This is a messenger RNA of Notolabrus celidotus (New Zealand spotty), 1892 nucleotides long. RefSeq names its product lysosomal thioesterase PPT2-like. The transcript is spliced from 8 exons. Lineage: Eukaryota; Metazoa; Chordata; Actinopteri; Labriformes; Labridae. Gene Ontology annotation, cellular component: lysosome. The coding region runs from base 212 to 1099 and encodes 295 amino acids. Gene Ontology annotation, molecular function: thiolester hydrolase activity. The record is from RefSeq and is a predicted model, not a curated record.